Molecule: messenger RNA, 6467 nt
Organism: Diachasmimorpha longicaudata
Lineage: Eukaryota; Metazoa; Arthropoda; Insecta; Hymenoptera; Braconidae
Gene: rod
Product: kinetochore-associated protein 1
Exons: 2
Coding region: 163-6192 (2009 amino acids)
Biological process (GO): mitotic spindle assembly checkpoint signaling; mitotic sister chromatid segregation; protein localization to kinetochore involved in kinetochore assembly
Cellular component (GO): kinetochore microtubule; RZZ complex; cytoplasm
Molecular function (GO): small GTPase binding
Source: RefSeq, a predicted model, not a curated record
UUUUGUGACAGUUUGAAAGUUCUAACGUACCUGAAAAAUCAUCCAGCUCUUCUCCUCUAAAUCCUCCCCUGGAAUCGAUGAGGAAAUACCCGAAGAUGACCUGGAAUUAUGAAUAAUUAGUGAAAUAAUCCCAAGUAUUAAAUAAUCGGUGGAAUAAUCAAAAUGGUGCACUGGACGAAGGUGAUCUCAGGGUUUGAUGCUGAGGACGAAACCGUGAAUUUCGGUGCUCGGGCUGUUGCAGAGCACGAUGGAGCAAUCUACGAGACUUGGACGAGGGCGACAAUCCAAUGUGAUGACCCGGAGGAACGUCAACGCAACCUUCAGAAUGAUAAAAAUCCCCAGGUUCUCUCCCCGAAAGUUCACGCCUCUUUCCACCACGCAUUCCUCUGCAUUUCCGUCGACAACUCCCUCACAAUUUUCGAAGACGAAUCCUGCCAGGAGAUCCUCACCAGCAUCGGUUUUGAUUCCCCAGUGACCUCCUACUGCCUCUCCUCCACGGAUCUCCUUCUUGCAGCCAUCGACACAGGUCUCGUCCACUGCUUCAACCUCGCUCGGGGUUCCCAGCAGCUUUUCUGCAUCGACCUUGAGACCUAUAACUGUGGCAACGUGAUUCACCUGUCCCUGGAAGAAUCCGAGGACUUCUUAUCUCUCACGAUGGUCACUACGACAGGGAAAAUCUUGAAACUGCCAUCGAUAAAUCCUUCGGACGAAUCCUCCAUCGACUCGCAGAUCUCCAAGAUCUCUAUUGUGACUACAAUUUCGGCCAUUUUAUCGGCAUCAGACAUUCCCACGUCUGGCCCUUCUAAAUCCAUCAUCACUCUAGGGGAGGAGGUCUUCAUACAUCCCAGGAACAUCUCCUGUAGCCUGACGUCGACUCCCUACCGAUACAAAAAGUGCCAGCACUUCGAGAAGUACUCCGGGAUCAUCUGCCUCACAACGGAAGGAUCUCUCUCCCUCAUCUGCAGACAGACUUUUCUCUCCAUAAAAAUUCACCCCGGACCUAUCGAAGAUUUUAUCACAAUCCCUGAGGGGUCUGAUGACUAUCACAUUCUAAUCCUGAUGAAGGCAGAGCCCUCAGAGGACACCACGUCCCUUCACUUGAUGAGCUUUCCUGAUUUUCAGGUAAAAUUCUCGAUGCUCGUCCCCAAAGACAGUUACCUGGUAAAUCUAAACCACACAGUGGACCACCUGAUCUUCCUGGAGGCUGCGAGAAACCCCCAGGGAAUAAUCGACACCAUCAGGAUCAAAGCCAUCGAGGAAAGUUCUCCAGACUUUCGCCUCCAGAGGCUCCUGCGCCGGCAAAAAUUCACAGAAGCCAGGGACUUUGCGAAGAAGUUUGGAUUGAACGAGGAGACGGUCUACCACGCAGAAGCCAAACUUCUGAUGGAGAGACUGCAGCCUUCCGUCCACGCCGAGGAGUUUGUCAAUGUCGAAGUCUUCCUGGAGACUCUGGACAAGAUCAAAGACGUAGAGUUUGUCUACGAGUGCUGCAAGAAUGCCCUCACGAGGGAUUACAAGGAGACCAGGAGAUUGGUGGUUUACGCUAGGAGAAGAAUCGUGGAGUUCAUGGGCUCCUUCGAGGGCAAGAGCCACCACGGCCACGAUAGGCUCUCCAAGCUCCUGAGUCACGUGAGCAACACGUUGAAAAAGCUGGAGACUUUCGAGAUAAUCCACGCGGUCGAGUCUCUAAAGGGCGAACCUGAGGAGAGCAUUGAGGAGUGGAACCGAUUCUCCAAGUCAAAUCUCCUGGACGAAUGCAUGAGGCACCUUUCCCUGGGGGAGUUGGAUGCAGCAGCCCUCAUCUGGAUCAGACAUACCUCAGAAAUCUCACCUCAGAUGACCACCAGCAGCAUUAAUGAACUCCUACAGUCGAUCCCCGAACCCCUGGGUCCCUCCAGUCUGUGGCCCUGGCUUCGCCACUUCGUUCCCUCAGCCACAGCUCUGAUUCCUUCAAGUCUCCCAGCUAUUCUCCAGUGGUCCCUCAAGAAAACGAGAUCCCUGGAGAUUUAUCACCGAGACUCCUGGCCCAGCAUCGGCCUGGACUUCGCCAACGGCCUCCUCUCAAUCCUCCAGUUCGAGGAGUACAAUAUUUGCUUCCAGUUCCACCAACAAUACGCCAGUAAAAACUCUCAUCUCCAGAAGCUGCAGCUCCUCAUUCAGGCGAUGUCUGAUCUAUUGGAUCUCAAGACGAAGUACAAGAUCGUCGUCCCUUUAGGGGUGUACCUGGGGGAUUCAACGGAGGUUAUUCACCUUCUUCUGAAUAAAAUUCACAUCGAAGAGAUCCCCUCUCUGAUGAGCACCUUCCUCCAGCAGUAUAUGCUGAAUCACUCAUUGAAGAACGAUCAGGUGCUGUCGUCGUAUAUCGCCAAGACCCUGAAGAUGUCCAAGGGCUGGUGGAUGUUGGAGAAGGCCCCCUGGGACAGGCGACUCUCAGUGAUCAUUGGGCACAUUCACAAUAUUCAGAACCGACUUCAGCAGACUCUGGAGGUCCUGAAAAAAGCGCCUGUCCCGUGGUCCCCAGCUAUUUCUUCCCUUGCUGAGGACAGCUGCAGGUACGAUCAUCCUCUGGUGGGAAAAAUUCGGAUAGAGUCCAGCUCUAUUGCUGUUAAAUUAAUCAUGAAAAAGUAUGGCUUUGCCCAUGUGGGCCUCUCUCCAAAUCUCUAUCAGAGGAUCAUCAAAGAGGCUCGGGCGAGCAUGGUCCAGGAUCUUCUGGAGCUGACGAAGAACGAGCAGAAGAUGAAGCAAAAGAGAGUGCUAGGGGCGUGUGUGAGCUAUCACCUAAGGACUGGAGACCUCGACAAGGUCAUGGCGAUCUUGGAUGUGCUAGAGGAAGAUGUCGUUGACUUCUGCUGUAAGCAGAUUAUCAACGAUUUUCAGGGGAGACUUAACAAUUUUCGAGACUACAAGGACGACUCCCUAGGGUACUACGUCGAGAUCCUGGAGUCUGUUGCCCGUAAAUUAUCGAGGAAGAAUCACGACAUCUUGGAGAUGAUCCCUCACCUCAGGUCUAUUUAUUUCUUGAAGACAGAAUUCAACAUCUCCAUCAACAUUCGCGAUUACUUCGAGAACAAAAAGCAGAUUUUACUGGAGUUUAUAUCGAAUCUGAUCGAGACUGAGGACCUGGGGAGCGGCAAAUUUCCGGCAGAUCUGGAGCGAGUGUCACGUCUGCUGAAUCUUCCGUCAUUAUCGGGCAUCUACGAGUACUUCGAGGCAACGAAAGAUGCGAAGGUCCUCCAGGAGUACGUCGUGAAUGGUUUGAGCACCUGGGAGAUCUUCACCUCCGAGGAAUGUCUUUUCUCUCUAAAGAUGAUCUCCCAGCUGCUCCUGGAGGGAAAAGACGAUGCCAUCGUGGCAAAAUCCUUGAAGGAUCUGAUAUCUAGGAUCAUCAUGUACUCUCCAAUAGAGACACUUCCUCAAGUCCUCGAGUCUUUGAUUAAAAUUGACACCUACACCGAGGCAGUGAGCGACACCCUGGAGCUGCAAGAAUCCCCGCUGUACCCGAUCUACAAAGACGCCUCGAUAUCCUGCGGGGAGGUUCUCGUUCCCUAUCUUAUGGACCUCUUUGCCCUGUCCUAUUACCUAGAGAACGAUCGAAGUGACAGUCACUCAGACGAGGACAUAGUCCUCCUCAGGAAAGCUCUCCCCCUGAGGACUCGAGGGCUGAUGAAUGAGCACCACGAUCUGGCAGUGCUAAAGAUCCUGAUGUCGACAUGUGUGAAAAUGGUUUCGCUGUUACCGAAGCACGAGGAGAUAUCCUCCGAGAUGAGAACCAUCCAGAACGCUUGUCUCUCCGUGAUGCUGAAGAAGGUCAUAGAUUCGAUGGUCUUCGACCUUCACCUAGGGCUUGCCUGCCUGUUCGCCCUGCCCCAGGGAGACUCUCUGAAACUCCUCAAUCACUGUGGACAGCUGUACGAGUCCGACCAGCGAAGAGACCGAGUGAUAAAAGAACUGAGUUGCGAGUACUUUAGACUAACGAAGAACUACCCCCAGAUGGAAGCCCUCAAAUCCUCCAGACUCCUUCACCACUGGGCUAAGAGGCUCGUCCAUUGUGGGGUGUCGUACCGAGAGGUCCUCACGAGUAACAACGAAGACAAGAGGAAUAUUCUGAAGAGGAUCAUGACGUCGAAGAGGCCUGAGACCUUGAAUCUUCUCAGGGACUUCUGUUCCAACUUCGGUUUCAUCUUCACCGACUGUUGUCUCAGUUAUCUGGAGAUUCUCCUCACCACAUGGGAGCCGGAUUUCAAGGUGGACACCCAGGAUGGCUCCAGACACGUCAAGAUCGAUGAAAAUCAGGUGAAAGAGCUGUUUGUCGAGUGCAAAAAGGUUUCAGCUGAAAUCACAGAUAAGAACGCCAUGAAGAGGUUUCUGGUGGACGCCUUGACAGCUUCAUCCUUCAAUAUUUAUCAUUACGAGGUGUUCCUGCUGGCACUAGAGAUUGCUGAGAUAAAUGACAAGAUUGACUGGAUCAGCCAUCUGUGCUUUCUCCAGAAUUACACGAGAAUAGGAAAACCAACUGAGGUAGAGACAGAUGCCUGGCUCAACUGGUGUCAGGAACCACAGCUGCCGCCCAUCGCCAAAUGGAGGCUGCCCUUCUUCCCCAGGGUUGAUUUCAAGGUCAUCAUUCCUGAGCUCAGCCUCAAGACGUACGAGAAGUGGUUGAGCAUCGCCCCAAUCCUCAGCAUUUCCAUUUCCAAUAUUUGUACUCUAGCGGUCAGGAACUCCACUAAUGACGCUUGGGAGGCCUCCAAGGGGCUCUGCAACACGUGGUCCAUUAACAGCAGAAACUCAAGCCUCUUGAAGGACAUCAAGAAGUGCCUGGAUUACAUGCAGGGCGUCGACAGGCUGACCUAUGGCACUGCAUCAUUGUAUUACGUUGUCAAUCAUACCCCUCCUGGGGCUGAUCUCGUGGCAGCUGCCAAGGAGUGCUUUUUGUACAUGGAACAGUGGAAGGAGAUGUGCGGGGAUAAGGCCGAUCCUGCCAACAAAUUCCCCAGGAUCAAGGAGAAGUAUGUGAUCAACACCGCAAAGCACAUUCUUCAUUCUCAUGGAUUGGGAAUGGCGAAGUACCUGACUCUCGUGGAUCGUCCGGAAGAUCUGAUAACCUCCCUCUACAAAGACGACUCCAUCCCCCAGCGCUACAGGACAGCCACCAGACACCGGCCAGACAUAAACUCGGCGGUUGACGCUCUUGGGGGUGUUCUCCCAGUGGAGCUCCAUAAGAUUCGAGGAGAAUUGCUGAAGGAGUGGCUACAACCAGAGGCCUCAGACUCCAAGAACGACAGCAUCACCGCUGUCUUCAGAGAGCAGGCAGACCACAACGAUCUUGACACUUUCAUCACUGAUGACAAUCUCCUCCGGGCGUGUUACAUCGUGUCCGGCAAGUCGGAUCUCAUCCACUACCUCGUGCACGUCUCCUUCGACGAGAAAGAGAACUACAACGCUGGAGUGAAGUUCAGGGCUCUGCGGAUAAUUCAAUCGUUGACAGACGAUGCCACACUUCAGAGUUAUACGAAAAUUAGUCCUGAGCAGUUCCACCGGCACAUGAAGAGUCUCCAGUACGUGACGGAGCUGCAGAGACUGGGAAUUGGGUACAGCGUUAAUGGAUUCGAGAGCUGCUCCAAGCAGAAGCUCCUGCAAGUGCUGGCCAACAGUCAGUUUGAAGUGGCUAGGGCACUGGGACUGAUCCCCCAGAUCUUUCUAGAUUUUGAACUUGAGGAGUUUGACGUGCUGGAUGUGGCGCUGGAGAGAAUGGUCAGGAUGGGACUCGUCAAGGAGCUCAAAAGGAGCCUCAUGAUGCUGGCGGGGAUCGAUCGUCUAGUGAACUGCUCUGGAUACAUCUCCGCCUGGCAAUUGGUCAUCUCUGAUGGAUUUGGGAGAUUAGGGACUGACAAGGGCUUGGAAGAGUCCAUAGAGGCCCUCAGGAUGCUUCACGCCUGUCCAGUGGUGGAUAAAUUACACUUUGAAGAGAUUGUUGAGGGGUGUCUCAGACCUGGACAAAUGCACUUUGCUGCAGCCCUUUUGCAGUUCCUCGGGGAGAGGGAAAGGACAGGAGUGGUGGAGAGGAUAUUGAAGGAGGGGGAUGUCCAGGGGGUCGUGGAUGGGCUCAGGGAACUCCGGGGCAAGGGCGUUCUUGGGGUUGAACAGUCUGUGAUGGUGAUUCAGAGAGCAGCUGGAAUGGUUAAUGGAAGUUGAAGUAAAAAAUUGUGAGGGUGGCUGUAAUUAAUUUUUAAUUUCUCGGAGAGGGUUUUUAGUCUGCCCUUCUUUCAGGUUACAAAAUUCUCUUCAGCUCUCCAAAGUUACGUUCAGUAAAUUCCGUAAUUGAAUAUAUUUCUUUGCCAACAUGUUUUGCAAUUAAAAUUGUAUCUAGUUUUUAAUAAUGUAAAGUAAUUGGUUGAAUCUUCGAGGAGUGGAGAUUGAUACAUUUUGUACAGAUAUUUACACAGAAAUACAAACUUUUUUACUUUUUA